AGCAGCACAAAAUGAAGUCUCCUGUGAGAAUCGGUUUACUUGUGUGCUUAUUUAUUUCUGUCGCAAACACAGGGAUAAUAAAACGCUUCGUGGAUGAAAUUGAUAUUCCCACGCUUGUUCAGAGACUUGAUGAUCUGACAAAUAGAGUUGCACAGAAUGAGAGAAAAUUAAGAUACCAUCCGGUUGCCUUUAAAGCGCAUCUCUCACAACGUAUGGAGAAUCUUUCACCAAACCAGAGGAUCAUAUUCGACGACGUUCAGCUUAACAUAGGAAACGCCUAUCACGGCAAUCUGGGAGGAUUCCUUGCUCCAGUGAACGGAACAUACCUGUUUUCCGUUUCUAUAUGCUCGACAAGUGGCCAUUUCAUUGUCCUUGAUUUAAUGAGAAACAACGAUGUGAUUGGACGUGUGCUUGCAGGCGACAGUCUCUACGAUGACUGUUCUUCGGAAACUACCAUUGCGGAGCUGAAAUCUGGGGACGAGAUAUAUGUGCAGCACCACUUGGACGUUGGCGAUCUUCUUCAAGUUCAACAGCAUACACUGGACAGUUUUACCGGAGCUCUAUUGGCUGUCAUCUAAUGACGAAUGACUUUUAUUUUGUUGAAGAUAGAUGUGUAAUUAUGAUAUACAGCAUAUGACAGGCUUUCGACUUUUCUUUUUUUUAAUUUUGCUAUGUUAUUUUAUUAUUUGUGAAACUAUCGACAAAAUGAAGUUCUUAUCCUUGAAAACAUCUAGUUCACUGUAAGCA
Mya arenaria is the source of this 747-nucleotide messenger RNA. Its product is annotated as heavy metal-binding protein HIP-like. Gene Ontology annotation, molecular function: protein binding. Lineage: Eukaryota; Metazoa; Mollusca; Bivalvia; Myida; Myidae. Bases 12 to 578 code for a protein of 188 amino acids. The record is from RefSeq and is a predicted model, not a curated record. The transcript has 2 exons.